Molecule: messenger RNA, 781 nt
Organism: Rubroshorea leprosula
Lineage: Eukaryota; Viridiplantae; Streptophyta; Magnoliopsida; Malvales; Dipterocarpaceae
Source: the annotation of a GenBank genome assembly
GCGUCGGACUUCUUACGUGUUCUUCUCUCAUUUCUCAUUUCCUCACCGUUUGCCUCUAUUUAAACUACCUCUUCCGGUCCUUACAUCAGCAACAAUUCGUUUUUCGAUUGUAAAAUAAGUGAAAGAAUACACGCCAAAAGAAUUACAAUGUCUUCUCAACAGCGAAGAGAGGAUCUCGACGCCAGGGCAAGGCAGGGGGAGGUUGUCGUUCCCGGGGGGACCGGGGGCAAGAGCCUUGAAGCUCAGGAGCACCUCGCGGAGGGUAACAUGCUCUCUGCUUUUAUAUUGGAUUAUUGGUUUCGCGGUAUGUUAGUAAGAAACGUGGUUUUCCGUUGUUAUGCUGUGUAGGGAGGAGCCGUGGAGGUCACACAAGGAAGGAGCAGCUGGGGCGCGAAGGGUACCAGGAGUUGGGCAGUAAAGGAGGGAACACGAGGAAGGAGCAGAUGGGAACUGAAGGGUACAGGGAGAUGGGUAGGAAAGGUGGCCUCAGCAACAUGGACAAGUCUGGAUGAGACCGAGCUGAGGACGAAGGUAUCGACGUUGAUGAGUCCAAGUUCAGAACUUCAAACCGUUAAGUAGACCCACUUAGUGUUGUUGUUGUGUGACAAUGUCUGUCCUGUGAUUUAAGGCUGUAAACCUUUCGAGUUUCGCAGGCCUCCGGUCUAGGUUGUUUGUUUGCUAGUUUCGUUCUCUAGUUUUGGGGCUUAGCUUCUAGUUAGGCAGGGUUGUGCUUUCUGUGUGUGAUGUUGCUUGAGGUGUUGAAUGAAUGUUUGAAUUUUGG